Messenger RNA from Centruroides sculpturatus (bark scorpion), 2481 nucleotides. RefSeq lists its product as uncharacterized. The transcript has 2 exons. Gene Ontology annotation, biological process: DNA integration. Gene Ontology annotation, molecular function: zinc ion binding; nucleic acid binding. Bases 1 to 2034 code for a protein of 677 amino acids. The record is from RefSeq and is a predicted model, not a curated record. Lineage: Eukaryota; Metazoa; Arthropoda; Arachnida; Scorpiones; Buthidae.
AUGGCGACGCUCGUAGAAAUUAUCGGCGAAACACUAAAGUCGGCCUCGACAAGUUCAAUAAAAUUGUUGCAUCAACUUGUAUUCGAAGAGGUUGGAGAUAGGAAUAACAGAAAAAGAUUAAGAACCUUUGGUGGAUUCAAUUUUCCAUCCAAAGAGGACGUAAACCUAAAAAAGAAAGUGCAAUAUAUUAAUGAGAACUUUCGAUUAAACGACCUAGUUGUUUUGUGCAACUUAUUAAAUGUUCAAUAUGACGGUAAUAAAGACGAAAUCGUUGAAAGGCUUGUUCUUUCUCUUUCUGAUUUAAAAUCAUUACAAUCAAAUCUGAUCUUGGCAGAUGUUGAUACCGAAGACGAAGAUGUAUUAGAAGUUCAAAGUGUUGCCGAUGAUCCACCUAGCAAUAAUUGUCUGCGUGUUUCGGAUAUCACUAAACUUUCCAUUAACUUUCAUGACGUGAAAAACGUAAUCAAACCUUUCGAUGGUAGUGAAUAUUGUUCUAUCGAUAAAUGGCUGGUUGCAUUCGAAGACUUUGCUAAAAUGAUGACUUGGUCUGAUUUACAUAAAUUUAUAUUUGCAAAACAAUCCUUAACAGGGUUAGCGAAAUUAUUUGUUGAAAGUCAAAGCGGUAUUAAUUCCUGGGAUAAAUUGAAAUCGGAAUUAAAAGCGGAAUUUGGCAGUAAAUAUAACUCAGCGCGAUUGCACGGUAUGUUGGCUAAACGCCAAAUGCUCCCCAAUGAAUCCGUGCAAGAAUAUUUCUUUAAAAUGCAAGAACUCGCUAGUUAUGGAAAAAUUGAGCCUGACGGGUUGAUCGAAUAUGUUAUUUCUGGUAUACGUGACAUACCGAAUAACAAAGCGAUGUUAUACGGAACAGAUAAUUUUACAGAAUUUCGUGAAAAGUUGAGAGUAUAUGAGAAGAUCCGGUCUACAUAUUCUCGUUCGUUUCAGUCUAAACCGAAUCUACCUACAGAGCAUCGAAAUAAGCAUGACGGUAAAACUGUCAAAUGUUUUAAUUGUAACGAAAUUGGUCACAUUUCAAGUAAUUGCUCGUAUAAAUCCGAGGGUAUUAGAUGUUUUAAGUGCAAAAAAUUCGGCCAUAAAGCUAACGCUUGUCCUCAAAAAGAAGUAAACAAAAUGGAACUAAGUCAUUUCUCUAGAUCAGUGGUUCCCAACCUUUUUUCAUUAGCGUACCCCGUGACAUGCAUAGAAAAUGUCAUACUGAAUUGCGUCGACUGCAUACUAUAUAAUAGGAAAAGGGGGAAAGGUGAAGGCCUAUUAAAUCCCAUACCAAAAGGGGACAGUCCUUUGAGCACAUACCAUGUAGAUUUUCUCGGACCACUACCCUCAACGAACAAAAACUACCAGCACAUAUUCACGGUAGUAGAUAGUUUUACUAAGUUUGUGUGGUUUUACCCCGUUAAGUCAACAACUACACGAGAUGCUUUGGAUAAGCUGAGGAUCCAACAAGCAGUAUUUGGAAACCCGUUUCGUAUUGUCACGGAUCGUGGAACCGCUUUUACUUCCAAAGAAUUUAACGAUUAUUGCACCAACGAGAUGAUUGAGCACAUUACGAUUGCCACAGGUAUUCCUAGGGGAAAUGGACAGAUAGAACGUAUGCAUAGCAUCUUGAUCCCCGUUUUGGCGAAACUCGCGCAAGAAGACGCUACAAAGUGGUACAAAUAUGUUUCGGACGUCCAAAGGAUCAUCAACAGUACGCCAACGCGUAGUACGAGAUAUACACCUUUUGAAAUUUUGGUCGGUACCAAAAUGAAAAAUAAAGAAGACCUGAGAAUAAAAGAGAUUUUGGAAGAAGAAUUUUUAAACUGUACGAUGCAAGAUAGAGACAAGAUUCGAGAAGAUGCCAAACAAAACAUCUUGAAACUACAGGAGGAAAAUCGUAAAUCCUACAAUAAGAAAAGAAAGCAAGCUCCCAAAUAUCAGGUCAACGACCUUGUUGCCAUUCAGAGAACCCAGUAUGGGACAGGACUCAAACUAAGACCUGUUUUUCGGACCUUACAAGGUUACCUCGACGAUGCCUAGGGACAGAUAUGCGGUUGAGAAAAUUGGUCAUCAUGAAGGCCCAAUGUGACUGUUACUGCAGCUGACCACAUGAAGCCAUGGCCCACUGACAUCAAGAACUUUUCCAGAACAUUUCUAAUCGUAUUUUCUCUUUUUGUUCUUAUGUUUUUGUGUGUGUGUUGUUUUUUAGUUUUCCAGUAAUCUCUCCAAGGACGGAGUGAUCUGCAGGAUGGCCGAGCUGCAAGGUCUAUGUAAGAAGGUCAGGACACGCUCCCGUGAUUCUAUGCGGCAGCAGCCAUUUUGGGACUCAUCGAUAGAGCUCAACAUACGUGGUUCCUGCGUGAGUCGACUAUUAUUACUUAUAUACGUACUCAAAACGUUAAGCAAUGGGUUAUUGUGUUGCACCUAAUUGUAAAAGUAAGUCUACCGACGUUCGAUUGUUCAGAUUUCCUGCAGAUAAGCAGAGGA